AUGGAAGAGAAUCUUCCUCCGGGAUUCAGAUUUCAUCCUACAGACGAGGAGCUCAUAACGCAUUAUCUUUCUCGGAAAGUCUCCGAUAUUGGAUUCACCGGUAAAGCUGUCGUCGACGUUGAUCUCAACAAGUGUGAACCAUGGGAUUUGCCAGCCAAAGCUUCAAUGGGAGAGAAAGAAUGGUACUUCUUCAGCCUAAGAGACCGUAAAUACCCAACCGGUUUAAGGACAAACCGAGCAACCGAAGCUGGUUAUUGGAAAACCACCGGUAAAGAUAAAGAGAUAUACCGAAGUGGAGUGCUGGUUGGGAUGAAGAAAACCCUAGUUUUCUACAAAGGAAGAGCUCCAAAAGGUGAGAAAAGCAAUUGGGUUAUGCAUGAGUAUAGGCUUGAGAACAAACAACCCUUCAAACCCGCUAAGGAGGAAUGGGUAGUGUGUAGGGUUUUCAAAAAGAGCACAUCAGCAAAGAAACCACAAGAACAACAACAACCUCAAUCUUCUCAACCAUCUUUUGGAUCUCCAUGCGAUGCAAACUCAUCGAUGGCAAAUGAGUUUGAAGACUUCGAGCUUCCGAAUCUGAACUCGAACUCAUCAACUGUCGAUUACAAUCAUAUGCAUCAAUAUUCACAAAAUAGUGUUUAUUCAGAAGACGUUGCAAGUACGGCUGGUCUCAAUAUGAAUAUGAACAUGGCUACUAAUGCUAAUCUCCAGUCUUGGACAACAAGUCUACUUGGUCCGCCUUUAUCUCCAAUCAACUCUUUGUUGCUCAAGGCUUUCCAAAUUAGAAACUCCUAUCCUUCUCCUCUUCAACAAGGGCUCUCCAAUAUUAUGCAAAAUGGUUCAAGUUCGUCUCAAGUGCAACCGCAGCCGCAAGAGGAAGCGUUCAAUAUGGACUCCAUAUGGUGA
Messenger RNA from Microthlaspi erraticum, 906 nucleotides. NCBI's taxonomy places the organism in Eukaryota, Viridiplantae, Streptophyta, Magnoliopsida, Brassicales, Brassicaceae. The record is from the annotation of a GenBank genome assembly.